This is a messenger RNA of Danaus plexippus (monarch butterfly), 3369 nucleotides long. It is a transcript of the gene kel, whose product is annotated as ring canal kelch homolog. The transcript is spliced from 10 exons. Lineage: Eukaryota; Metazoa; Arthropoda; Insecta; Lepidoptera; Nymphalidae. Gene Ontology annotation, molecular function: protein binding. The record is from RefSeq and is a predicted model, not a curated record. The coding region runs from base 247 to 2142 and encodes 631 amino acids.
GUCAAACCGUAGUAUACAGAUCACAGAUGAUACCUUUUACUGGUUUGAUAUUAAACUUAUAUUUGUUUUGUUUUGCUAUAAAAAAUUACAUGUUACUAGAGAUUUUCUCCUAAAAAUUAAUGAAAUAGAUGGUAAAUUAUAAUAAAUAAAUAAAUUAUUCUGAUGUAUGUUAUAAAUCGAGUGUUUUGUGUGUGAUAAAGUGAUAAGAGGAUAGUGAUUGUCGUAUGAUUUUGUAAUCAAACUGCUAUGGAAGGCAACGGGGACGCAGACAGGGACCGAGGCUCGGGUAGCGUGGAGCACAGCGCAGCAGAGGGGGACGGAGACAGGGGCAGGUACAGCCUGGUGCGGUGCGCGUCGCAGUCCUCGCUGGACGAAUGUUCUCAACGUCGUGGCGCGGGCGAGGCGGGCGAGGCAGCUGCGGGGGCCGUGCACGCCGCCUCCUUACUGCACUCGCUGUCGAGACUCAGGAGAGACGAUGUGCUCUGCGACGUGCGGCUCGUGGCCCAGGCGCCGGGGGAGGCGGCCCAGUCCGCGGAGUCGGACGAGGCGGUCGGCGUGUGCGCGCACCGUGCCGUGCUGGCCGCGUGCUCGCCGUACUUCCGGGCCAUGUUCACUCAGUUCGAUGAGCGCACACAGGCCGUCAUCACCAUACAGGACGUGGAGCCGUCGGCGCUGGCGGCCAUAGUCGAGUACGUGUACUCUCCGGAGUCUCUGGUGAUGACGGAAGACUCGGUCCAGUCCCUGCUGUCGGCGGCGUCACUGCUGCAGGUGAGGGGAGUGCGCGCCGCCGCCUGCUCCUUCCUCGCAGCGGCGCUGGCUCCGGACAACGCUCUCGGCAUCAGAGCCUUCGCCGACCUCCACGCCUGCGCCGACCUGGCCGACGUCGCCGACCGGUUCGUCAAGAGACACUUCGUGGAGGUUCUCGAGUCGGAGGAGUUCCUGGCGCUGGACUGCGACGUGCUGGCCGCGCUGCUGGACUCGGACAGGAUCACCGUCCCCAACGAGGAGCUCGUCCUGGACGCCGUCAUACGAUGGAUGCAGCACGACCCUGAGAACCGCCGCUGUCGCCUGGGAGCUCUGCUGGAGCACGUCCGUCUGCCGCUCCUCCCGCAGGACGUGUUGGUGGCGCGUGCGGCCGCCGAGCCUCUCGCCUCCGCCGAGCUGCGAGUCAAGGACCUGGUCAUCGAGGCUUUGUCGUUUCAUCUCCUCCGUCCGGAGCGUCGUGCCGCCGCAGCAGCGGCGAGCGCCCGUGCCCGUCCCCGGCAGCCUCCCCGAUCGCCCAAGGUUCUGCUCGUGGUGGGCGGGCAGGCUCCCAAGGCCAUCCGAGACGUGGAGGCCUUUCACAUGGAGAGCGGGCGGUGGCGGGCCGCGGCCGAGCUGCCGACCCGCCGCUGUCGCGCCGGCCUCGCCGCCGUGGGCGCGCGGCUGUACGCCAUCGGAGGCUUCAACGGAACCCUGCGCGUCCGCAGCGUGGACGUGUACGACGUGGGCGCCGACGCGUGGUCGCCCGGGCCGCCGCUCUGCGCUCGGCGAUCGACGCUGGGAGUCGCCGUCGUGGGGAACGUUAUCUACGCCGUGGGAGGCUUCGACGGAGCGACCGGGCUGAGCUCGGCGGAGGCGCUGGACGUCCGCGAGGGCGUGUGGCGCUCCAUAGCCAGCAUGAGCACGCGGCGGUCCAGCGUGGGCGUGGCGGCGCUCGACGGGAAGCUGUACGCGGUCGGAGGUUACGACGGUGCGUCCCGCCAGUGUCUGCACACCGUGGAGCGAUACGACCCCGCCGCGGAUGCCUGGGAGCCGGUCGCCGAGAUGGCGGCGAGGCGCUCCGGCGCCGGCGUGGGCGUGGCCGGAGGCGCGCUAUACGCCCUCGGCGGACACGACGGGCCGGCCGUGCGCCGCUCCGUGGAGCGCUACCGGGAGCGCGACGGCUGGGCCCCGGCGCCUCCCAUGAUGCACGCGCGAAGGAACGCCGGCGUCGCCUCACACCACGGCCGCCUGUACGUGGCCGGCGGGGACGACGGCGCCGCCAACCUCGCCACCGUGGAGGUGUUCGACCCCGCCACGGAACAGUGGUCGAUGCUGAGCUCCGCGAUGUCCGUGGCUCGCUCGUACGCGGGGGUGGCGGUGGUGGAGCGAGCUGCCUGACGACACGCCCGCCGCCACCUCCCGGACCAGCUCGCGGACCCUGACCGGGAUCACGACACCGACACGGACGUGGAGCCCGAAGACCGCGCCCAGCGCCCGGACUCCGAGGCCAGCUACGUCAACGUGCACGUGUACGCCAGCGCCGAGGGCUCCGGGUGGAGGCCGCUCGGACCCAGGGAACGUGAGCAGGUGGAGGAGAACGUGUACGAGAGUGUGGCGGCGGCGGCGGGGGGGAGGGGUAGGGGAGCCUUCGCCCCGCUCGGCGCGUACUGGUGGAUGCGGGUGGCGCCGCCCUGCAGGAGGCACCGGCGGGUAUCGCAGACCGUGGAGUUCCACGAGAGCCCUCCGGCGCCCGCGGCCGGCGCCUGCGUGCAGGGCACUGUGCCGCGGGCCAGGCGCCUGGUUCGCGGCGUGUGCGGUGUGCGGCUGCAGCGGGCGCCGGGCCGGGGCGCGCGCCUGUCGGCCUCGUGCGGGACCAUCGGCGCGCUGGCCGCCCCGGACGCCCCGGCGCCCUGCGUGCUGCUGCUGCCGCCGCCCCGGGAGAGACCGGACCCGGAGGAGGACGAGGCCGCUCCUCACCAUCGCCACGAGCACUCCUCCGACUCCGAGACCGAGGAGCGGCGCUGACUCCGCCUGCGGCCAGUACCGUGUAUAGUGUAAUAUUUCACAGCGAGAUGAAUCUCAGAGCCGGGCGUCGGACGGGUCCCGCUUCAUGAAGACUGUGCGCGGAGGUCGCGGGGCCGAGGUGUUAUCUUUCGUCUUUCUUAGAAAAUAAAAUAGUAAACGCUGCAGAACAAACGUAGCGAAAUAAAACCUGUCCAUAGUUUAAUUUAAACGGUAAAUGUGACGUUGAAGUUUCCUCGCGGACGAGUCUAAUGUAUCGUGCUCAUCUCCGUUUGAAACAUUCCUCUCUAGACAUUAACUAGCGUCGUUUACUUGACUUUGAAGUAUUCACUGCAGACCUUCCUCGCCGAGCUGGUCGGGAACUCGACUCUACUCUCUCCGAUCGUUGUGUAGAGUCUUUAGCACCGGACACGUUCAGGUCGGAGUGGGAGUGAGUCUGGUGGAGUGGUCUGCGGACUGUGACGGAACUUAUCCUUGUAACUGUGAAUGCGAGUUCAUUAGUUAAACGUGUAAGAGUUAGUUUAAACGCUACAAUAUAAUUGUCGUUUGUAUGUAAGUUAGUGUAAGUAGUGAUGUGCUUUAUUAAAGUCCGUUUCUGUGAUA